GCAGUAUUGAUCCCUAUUCCUUUGGACCUGCAGGAACCUUCGUCACUGAUCUCUCGGUACCCUCAUCACUCCUGUCAGAUCGGGGACUCAAUAUCAUAUCUUCAUAAUUUUUCAUUGUCGGUCCACAUAUCCGUUUACUUCGCUGCCCUCUCUACCGCUGGGAGCAGGCUUUCUGGCAUUCUCCGGGUUCUUAAAGGCUCCAGCUGCGAAACGAUGCAGUUCACUGUGUACGUUGGUUUUGCGUGUUUUGUUUGUGGGGAUCAGGUUUCACAAGGAUGGACAUUAGUUGUAGCGAAAGGUGAUUGACGGAGCGAAAUAGCGAGGGUCACAGGAGCUUUGAUCUGAACUUGGAAGAUAUGAGUGGCUUGAUAACGUUCGCAAGUUUGCCUGGGGUGCGCAUCGUUGCCGGUUAGAGGGAGUGGCAAGAGAUUCAAGCUUUGACAACGAAAAUGGAUGAGCUACCAUCACUCCUAGAGGUACACAAUGUCCGAAUAGUUGGAAUGGGCGAGGAGCUGGUGGUUCUGGCCCACGGGUUUGGCACAGAUCAAUCCGUGUGGAAACACGUCAUUCCUCAUCUUGUAGACGAUUACCGCGUGAUUCUCUUCGAUAACAUGGGAGCUGGCACCACCGACCCGGAGUAUUUUAGCUUCUCGAGAUAUUCUACGCUGUAUGGAUAUGCUGAUGACCUUCUCACAAUUUUGGACGAACUGGAGGUGCAAUCUUGCAUUUUCGUUGGACACUCGGUGUCAGGCAUGGUUGGCUGCCUUGCCUCACUGUACAGACCGGAAAUAUUCUCGAAAAUUAUCACUAUCUCCGCUUCUCCUAGAUACCUGAAUGAUAUGGAUUACUUUGGAGGUUUUGAGCAAGAAGAUCUUAACCAACUUUUCGAGGCGAUGCAGUCCAAUUUCAAGGCCUGGGUCUCAGGAUUCGCGCCCUUGGCUGUAGGAGCAGAUAUUGAUUCCAUGGCAGUUCAGGAGUUUGGUAGGACGCUAUUCAAUAUUCGACCCGACAUAGCAUUUAGCGUGGCGAAAACAAUCUUCCAGAGCGACCUGAGGAGCAUUCUACCAAAGGUGACUGUGCCAUGCCAUAUUUUACAAAGCAGCAAGGAUCUGGCGGUGCCAGUGGUAGUGGCGGACUACCUGCAUCUUACUCUUGGAGGUCCCACGAUAGUUGAGGUGCUGCCAACAGAAGGUCAUUUGCCGCAGCUAAGUUCCCCCGACAUCGUGAUCCCUGUCCUGAAACGCCACGUCGCUGGGAAUCUGGAGUCUUGUUGAGACUUUUCUCGCGAAUGAUUAAGUGGACGAACACUUGAUCAAAACUUUCAUAUCAUGAGUUUUUAAGCUCUGCCUGGCAUUUCACCAAUAUUUGAUUUUGAAGGCGAUUUGAGAUUGAAUCAGCUUUUGCUUUGUUUGAAGACGCGUGUGGGGAUUGAUCCUACGAAUGGAGUCUUUGGGCUCCACCAGAUUUUCCACUGGAAUUGUGAAGCUCUGCUUGACCUCCUCUAAAGUUGGAAGUUGAAUUUGAAGCUAACCAUCGUGCGAGGGGAUGAUCUUGUUUGUUAGCGAGUGCUGCGUGUGCAUUCGACAUCAUGGGAUAAUGAAUGCAUGCUGCAAACUCGUCUAAUUAUAUAUACAUAACUAUAUGCAAUGGCACGAACACUAAACGGAACCCAGCAGCUCUGUAUCGUGGCGAGAACUGUCUAUUGUGAUUCUUCAUGGAAUGGGUCACGAAAACUGCGACGAUUUUUUUCAUUCCAGCGCUCCUGCCUGCUGGUCAGGGAGCCAGGAAUUAGUUCACAUACAAGAAGAGUUGUUUAGGAAUUUUCUUUAGGGGAUAAUGGUCCGAUUGUUGCAACUCUUUGCUCUCCAGACCUGCUCCUAAAGAACUACUAGGGUUUGAAAUGACAGAAUUGGCAGAUGAAGAACAUGCGAAACCAGCUUGUUCUCUAUGCUACACCUUUUUCUGGGAUCUUCCCGUUGAUGUACAUCAACUAGUGACAGUAUGUUUCAGUUAUCGUUAGUUUGUGAUGGACUCUCUGUAAUAGACUGCACAUGUUAAGAGGAAGUGACGCACUGAAUCCGUGCAAGCUGUUACUGAGGAGGUGAAUAUAUUUGGCCGCUCGCUUAUAUUUGUUUCUUUA
Messenger RNA from Physcomitrium patens, 2140 nucleotides. Its product is annotated as karrikin insensitive 2 receptor CA. NCBI's taxonomy places the organism in Eukaryota, Viridiplantae, Streptophyta, Bryopsida, Funariales, Funariaceae. The record is from RefSeq and is a predicted model, not a curated record.